This is a messenger RNA of Sinocyclocheilus grahami, 1589 nucleotides long. RefSeq lists its product as uncharacterized. The transcript is spliced from 8 exons. The record is from RefSeq and is a predicted model, not a curated record. Lineage: Eukaryota; Metazoa; Chordata; Actinopteri; Cypriniformes; Cyprinidae. The coding region runs from base 84 to 1532 and encodes 482 amino acids.
GGAGAAUGUGCUGCGUGCUUGAUGCCUCGAAGCUUCAGUGCCAUUAAAAACACUACAUCUAUUUGGCUGGAAUCUAUAGCAAUAUGAAGAGCACUGUCAAAUUCUUUCAGGUUGUACUACUAAUGUGCGGUGUGUUUGGUGCUGAUGAAGAUGAAGUGAAGUCAGUAUCAGUGAUGGAGGGAGAUUUUGUCACUCUAAACCCUGAUCUUACUCAAAUACAGGGAUUUAUUCUGAUACUAUGGAGGUUUGGAGAUCCAGUCAUUGCUCAAAUCAAUGGAAAAGAGACCUCUUAUCCCAGUCACACUGAGAUAUUCAGAGGCAGACUGCAGCUGGAUCAGACUGGAUUUCUCACAGUCAAGAACAUGAGAAUUAAACACUCUGGACUUUAUAAAAUAGAGGUCAUCCAAAGAGCUGGGACCUCAAAUAUGAAAUUCACAGUUACCGUCUAUGAGUCACCAUCUGCUGUUAAUGCUGGUGAAGCUGAAAUGAAGCUCAUGUCAGUGAAGGAGGGAGAUCCUGUCAUUCUUCAGACUGACAUUCCUCAACUAUACAGAGAUGAGCUGAUAGUGUGGAGGUUUGGCGAUGAAGGAAAACUCAUAGCUAAACAUGAUAUAGAGGCCAAGAGCUCACCAUUAUAUUAUGAAACUGAUGAGAGAUUCAGAGACAGACUGCAGCUGAAUCAUCAGACCGGAUCUCUGAUCAUCACAAACACCAGAACCACAGACUCUGGACACUAUAAAGUGAAAAUCAGCAGCAACAAACAGACCUUAUACCAGAAAUACAUUGUUACUGUCAGUGGUUCAGGUCUGUCUCCAGGUGUUGUUGUAGGGAUUGUUGUUGUUCUGGUGGCUGCAGCAGCUGCUGGUGUGAUUUCUUGUUGCCACAAGAUCGCUGAAAUACCGGAGACAGUGUCAGGGAUGGAGGGAGACGAUGUCAAACUAAACACUGGUGUUACUAAAAUACAGACAGGUGAUCUGAUAGAGUGGCAGUCUGGAAAUGAAGACUCUCUCAUAGCGCAAAUCAAAGGAGAGACCAGUGAGAUCACAACAUAUGAUGAUGUUCUUCAUGGGAUAUUCAGAGACAGACUGAAGCUGGACAAGAAGACUGGAUCUCUGACCAUCACAAACACCAGAAUUGAACACACUGGACCCUAUAAGUUACUGAUCAACAAUAAAUACAAGAGGACAUUUAUUGUUUAUAUCAGAGUGAAGUCACUGUCAGCGAAGGAGAAUGAUUCUGUCACUCUAGAGACUAAAACUGAAAUACAGACCGGUGAUGAGAUACGGUGGCUGUUUGGAUCUGAAGACACUCUUGUAGCUGAAAUCAAAGGAGAGAAGAGAGAGAUGACUACACAUGAUGAUCCUGAUGGGAGAUUCAGAGACAGACUGGAGCUGGUCGAGGCGAAUGGAUCGCUGACCAUCAAAAACAUCACAGCUGAUCAUGCUGGACUCUAUAAACUACUGAUCCUCAGUAGAGGCAGGACCUUGUGCAGUAAAUUCUUCGUUUAUGUCAAAGAGACCGACUGUAGCUGAAUCUUCAGACUGGAUCUCUGACCAUCGAGAACAUGAGAACCGAACACUGGACUUUAU